AUGGACCCUGACAUGUCCGAGAUGACUGUGACGAACUCCAACCUCCGCCCCGACCGACAACCCCUCGCGGCCUUGUACAGCCUCAGCCUCGUCCUCGUCCUCUUACCCUCGCCCGUCACCCUCGACUUGGCCAAAAGGCCGACGAGACGAUUCACGCCCUGCUCCAGCCAAUCUGCCGCGGCUGAAUGCUGCCAAGACCAUUCUCGCCAUUUCUCGCCCUUGCAGGUAAGCGCAGAAGACGGCCAACCGCACACAAAGUCUGGAAUCCACUGCGUUUCCAGGCCCACCGGGGAAUCGAAUGAUCUCUGA
Molecule: messenger RNA, 309 nt
Organism: Plenodomus lingam JN3
Lineage: Eukaryota; Fungi; Ascomycota; Dothideomycetes; Pleosporales; Leptosphaeriaceae
Source: RefSeq, a predicted model, not a curated record